AUGGGUUCAAACGAGCAGAUACCGACCUAUGCCCUCCGCGAUGUCGUUGAAACUGACGUCCUAACCGCUUUAUCGGCCGAUGUUGGAUCUCAGCCAUCCCCGUGCCACGCUCACGCCUCUGAAAAAGAAUUACAUUUUCCGCUCCGGUUGCUCGCUUUCCUUGAGGAGGAAGGCAAGACCAAACUUACAACUGGUCUCGGAGUGAAGAAGAUCUUUGAUCUUGAAGAUGUAUCAAAAUAUCUUGGUCACUCAUGUGCCCAUCUAUCGCGCCGUCUGGAAAAGAUAGGACUGGGCGUCUUAUCUGCGAUUAUCCUUCGUACUGCCGGAUAUUCGCCAGAUACGAUCGUGCACGAUUAUGUACAUGUACUUGCUCGAGUUGGGUUCGAGCCUAUUCGAGAAUCUCUAUACAAUGAGCUUAUUGGCAAGAAAGAUCGCGAUGAGGUGACAACUAGGAGCAUUCUAGCUGCUGGGGGAAUAUCGUACAAAGCGAAUGGUGCAAUUCCUAGGAUUCAUGGAGAAAGAAUUUGA
Blastomyces dermatitidis ER-3 is the source of this 528-nucleotide messenger RNA. RefSeq lists its product as uncharacterized. Lineage: Eukaryota; Fungi; Ascomycota; Eurotiomycetes; Onygenales; Ajellomycetaceae. Bases 1 to 528 code for a protein of 175 amino acids. The record is from RefSeq and is a predicted model, not a curated record. The transcript has 3 exons.